AUGGAAUCUGAGGGCAUUCAAGACUUGUUUGCCGCUUUGAAACAAGCUGGUAACGGCAGCCAAAUUUCCCCGGAAGAAAACGGCCAAAAUGGCGCGAGAUUACAGGAAAACGACUUCGAUCAAGACAAACUGGAGUUUGACGAAGACUCGAAAAUCGCAAGACAACAACAGACUUUCCACGACAUCGAGCAGCGGCUGCGUAGUCUGCCGCGUAUGCAAACCGGUUUUGAUGCGCUUUCAGGUGGCAAGGACGAAGCAAAGUCGGUCCGCAAAGUGGAAGACCCAGUUUCAAUACUACACAUGCGCAAGAAGGACGCACAGACGAAAAAGCCUUCUACGUCAGAACAGUGGUUUACUCUGCCCAAACCAGAGCUGACGAGAGAGCUCAAGCGCGACUUGCUGCUUCUAAAACACCGUGCAGCACUGGAUCCAAAACGACACUACAAGAAAGACAAGUGGCAGGUACCAGAGCGGUUUUCCGUGGGCACGAUCGUCGAGGACAAGAGCGAGUUUUUCAGCAGCCGUAUAACCAAGAAGGAGCGCAAAAACACCACACUGGAGUCGCUGAUGGCGAACGACGACACAAACCGCUAUUUCAAGCGCAAGUACGGCGAGGUGCAGAGCAAGAAGACCAGCGGCGCAAAGGGCCAUUACAAGAAGGUACGGGAAAGACGCAAGAAGAUGUGA
Molecule: messenger RNA, 687 nt
Organism: Lachancea meyersii CBS 8951
Lineage: Eukaryota; Fungi; Ascomycota; Saccharomycetes; Saccharomycetales; Saccharomycetaceae
Source: the annotation of a GenBank genome assembly